AUAAUUUGAAAAUUAUUCGAUCGAUGAAUUGUAAAGCUGAUCUUUAAUCCAUUGAAAAUUACAAUGAACUCAUUUUGGUUGUUUGUGGCUCUCAUUUUUCUAUAUAAAUAUUCGGAAGUUCAAGGAGCUGGAAAGGUCGUGGAAGUUGUCAGUUAUAAAGUACGAAAUUACGUCGUAAGAAUAGACAGUGGAACGGGUGUAUGUUUGGGAACAAUUUUAACACCAUGGAAAAUAGUAACAUCAGCAUCAUGCUUGCAUAAAAAGGAUUCGGUAACUUUAUUGAUUGGCCCAAUAACUUCGGCUGAACCAAUCCAUUCAGUGAAUCUCACAAAAAGUGAAAUUUUUGCACAUCCAAGAUAUGAUGAAAAAUUUCCGUAUGCCAACAAUAUCGGUGUAAUUCAACUUAAAGAUGAAAAUAAGCUCAAGUUUGGAAACGACCUUGGCAACAUAGGUUGGUUGGAUAUGCUGUACGCUGGACCGAAAACAGGUGAAACGGUUACAAUUAUUGAAUCGGAUCCGAAGAAUCGCAAUGUUUUUUUUUAUGUUGAUACAACGUUGAUUGAUUUUACCAAAUGUGAAAAAACGUAUGGAACACAUUUUAAGCGUGCAUUUGGGCCAAACUUCGCUCCAUUAGAGGAAGGAAGAGAUUUGUGUGUCAAUUUAAAAGGUUCGACCGGUGGUUUGACAGGAGGUCCGGUUAUAACAAGAGAUAGUAGAUUCCUUGGUGUUAUUAUAAAUAAUGAGGCAGGGCAACCGGAACUUUUUGGUCUUUUUAGAAGACAUCGUGAUUUUAUUGAAACUCCAAAGAUUUUCAAUCCACGAAGAUAAAAUCCUUAAAACUGCUUCUGGAUACUAACAAAAAAUAAGAAAUCUAUGGCAUACGGAAUAAAAAAAUAUAUUUUUACCAACAAA
This is a messenger RNA of Contarinia nasturtii (swede midge), 912 nucleotides long. Its product is annotated as venom serine protease-like. Lineage: Eukaryota; Metazoa; Arthropoda; Insecta; Diptera; Cecidomyiidae. Gene Ontology annotation, biological process: proteolysis. Bases 64 to 828 code for a protein of 254 amino acids. The record is from RefSeq and is a predicted model, not a curated record. Gene Ontology annotation, molecular function: serine-type endopeptidase activity. The transcript has 5 exons.